AUGACAACUAUGACCUUCGGACAGGGAGAAGUCAAGAAGGCGUUUGAUACAGUGCAUCGUGAAUUACUUUGGGAAAUCGUCAGACUAAGAGGAAUCCCAACAAGGAUUACUGGAUUAAUAACACGCCUGCAUACUGGUACUGAAAGUGCUGUAAAGUGUGGUGGGGACCUGUCGAGCUUCAUCCCUGUUAGUUCUGGAGUGAGGCAAGGCUGUGUUCUUGUACCUGCACCUUUCAACACUUUGGUGGCUCUAGAUGUAUUCAGCAAUGAAGUGAAGCCUUUGAGUCUACAGAACUUGGAGCAAGACCAAGAUCCAGGACUUUGGAGGCCUGCUCAGAGAACCUGUUCAGAAGUCAGCAGUAAGACUGGCUUGGCAGCAGGGGCCAUGAACUCUCGGCAAAAGUAUUUGGAGAUGCUGGCACCUGUGCAGAAGGAUCAAGCUUCAUGUCUUCAAGGCUUGAUACUGCCAGUUUUACUAUAUGGUAAUGAAGCCUGGACAUUAUGGUGCCUUAGAAUCUCGUCUUGA
Molecule: messenger RNA, 525 nt
Organism: Penaeus indicus
Lineage: Eukaryota; Metazoa; Arthropoda; Malacostraca; Decapoda; Penaeidae
Exons: 4
Coding region: 1-525 (174 amino acids)
Source: RefSeq, a predicted model, not a curated record